Messenger RNA from Colletotrichum chrysophilum, 1683 nucleotides. RefSeq lists its product as uncharacterized. The transcript is spliced from 5 exons. The record is from RefSeq and is a predicted model, not a curated record. Gene Ontology annotation, molecular function: flavin adenine dinucleotide binding; N,N-dimethylaniline monooxygenase activity; NADP binding. Bases 1 to 1683 code for a protein of 560 amino acids. Lineage: Eukaryota; Fungi; Ascomycota; Sordariomycetes; Glomerellales; Glomerellaceae.
AUGUCCGGGAUUCUAUGCGGGAUACGAUUCAAACAAAGAAUUCCGAAUUUGGACCUGGUCAUCUAUGAGAAGAAUUCCGAGGUCUCAUUUCAGUACACCUUCGAGAAUAAUCCCAACUGGUCUCACUUCUUCUCACCUGGUCCUGAGAUCGGCCGCUACUUCCAGAGCGUGGCAGAGAAGUACGGCAUGAAAUCAUUGGUAAAGUUUCACCACGUCUUCAAGUCCGCCCGAUGGCUUGAAGAAGAGGCUCAGUGGGAGGUUACCUUAGUGAACAUGACCGACGGCACUGAGUUUAAGGAUUAUUGCAAUGUCUUUGUUAAGGCAACAGGCAAUCUUAAUAAUUGGAUGUGGCCCAAGAUUGAUGGAUUGCACACGUUUCGAGGACCAUUGAUUCACAGCGCCAACUGGGACGAAAGUUUCGAUCCAAAGGGAAAGCGGGUUGCAGUGGUUGGGUACGGAGCUACAGCCGUGCAGCUUGUCCCAGCCAUCUUACCCGAAGUGCAGCAUAUGGAUCACUAUGUGAGGGGACAGGCUUGGAUCUCACCAGCAGGCUAUGUUGCUGCUGAUCCGAGAAAGGCUACUUCUGACAUUCAUAACUGCAAGUCUUGGAAAUUUGUUGAUUUUGACAUAGUCCCUUUCCCACCCGAAGAGCAAGAGCGAUUUGAGAAGUACCCGGUGGAGUACCUCAACUACCGGCACCAGGUUGAAAAUUUCGUCAAUAAGUUUCAGCUUGUCCAUUGGGUUGGAUCAGACAUGAACAGAAGCUUUUCGAAAGCCACGGAAGACUCGAUGUUGCGCAGACUGGCAACGAGACCAGAGAUAUUUGACGCCCUGAAGCCAACAUACCCGGUUCUCUGUCGCCGGGUUUCCCCAGGACCAAGAUACCUCGAAGCUCUGACAGAGCCCAAUCUGAACUUCAUUCCCCAAGGAAUCAGGAAGGUCACCGAAACUGGGAUAGUGGACGAUAUAGGAGUUUACAGAGAGGUCGAUGCUAUCAUCUGUGCUACUGGAUUCGACACAUCAUUGUCGCUCAAGGAAACCCCAAUCUUUGGCAGAGGCGGAGUAUCGCUCGACGACUUGUGGGAAGAAGAGCCCGGAGCUUACAUGUCAAUGUCUCCUCCGGAAAUGCCCAACUGCUUCUUCUUUGUUGGCCCUAAUGGCGCUCCUGGUGCGGGGUCAACGAUCCAGAUGAGUGAGGUAACUUGCGAGUACAUGAUAAAAUGUAUCCUGAAGCUGCAGCGCGAGAACCUGAAGUACAUGGUUCCAAAAAUCUCGGCUGUCAAAGCCUUUAUGAAGCAAGUUGACCGGUAUUUUGAGAAGACGACUUUUGCCUUCACGUGCAAUAACUGGGCCAAGAGAACAUCUAAUGGCAGGAUGUUGGGCUACUGGCCUGGAUCUGCUGUUCACCAACGUACCACAUUGAUGCAUCCCCGAUUUGAGGAUUUUGAGUACGUGUCAAAUGACGAAAACGAGGGUGAUAGUCUUGCGUGGAUGGGGAACGGCAUGAUCAUGGCACAAGAGAUGAACACAUCCACAACUGGGUAUCUUGAUCUGGUGGAUAAGCCUCCCGUAAUCGGCAAGCCAGCUGUCAGCCUCCCCCGGAACGACCACGAAGAUGUGAGGGGUAGGGGUCUAGAUAAUUUUGUCGAGCCGGCGAAAGUUCAAAUCCGUGUGGAAAACUGA